This is a messenger RNA of Strongyloides ratti, 1005 nucleotides long. RefSeq names its product N-lysine methyltransferase SETD8. Gene Ontology annotation, molecular function: histone H4K20 methyltransferase activity; protein binding. The transcript is spliced from 3 exons. Lineage: Eukaryota; Metazoa; Nematoda; Chromadorea; Rhabditida; Strongyloididae. The coding region runs from base 1 to 1005 and encodes 334 amino acids. The record is from RefSeq and is a predicted model, not a curated record.
AUGAUAAUUACUAACGUCAACGUAAAAAGAUGUUUAAGUUUAAAUUCUGAAAUUCCAGAAAAGAAUAUAUGUACACCUAGAAGAAGAGGAAUAAGACAUAUUGAUGAUGAAGUAUUAUGUAAUGAGAAAGAAAAAGAUGUACUUGAUUUUGAUAAAAAAGAUAUAAAAAUUAGUGAAGAGACAACGACUGUUGAUGCCUCAAUUGAUGGAAAAAUUAUAAUUGAGGAUGUAAUUGUGGAGGAUGAUGAUGGAAAAAAUGCUGAGAAAGGUAAAAUAACUGAGAAUACAGAAAUUGAUGAAAAAAAAACAGUAGAUGUACAUACUGAUGUGAAUGAUAAAAAUAAAGAACCACAAUUACCACCUGCUACUGGUACUCCUAACCGUAAAAAAUCCUCUACUCGGAAUAAAAAAGGAAAUCGAUGUAAAGAAAACUUACCACCAAAAGUGAUUAAAGAUGAAUCUGCAUCAAAUCAUAAAAUUACAGAAUAUUUUCAAGUUCGUAAAAGUACAAGAAAAACUAAAUCACAGAUAGAGAAAGAAAAGAAAACACAACUAGAGUAUGAAAUAUGUUCACGAAGUAAUGAACAAUUCCUUGAAGUUUAUGAUGAUGAAAUAAAAGGUAGAGGGUGUAAAUCUAAAAAAUUAUUUAAAAAAGGUGACUUUGUCGUUGAAUAUAUUGGUACACUUCUCUCAGCAAAAGCUGCCAAAAAAUUGGAAAGAGAAUACAAAAAUGAUGAAUCUUUGGGAUCAUAUAUGUAUUAUUUUAAUCAUAAAGGACAAAAUUGGUGUAUAGAUGCAACAAAAGAAUCGCCUUUUAAGGCUAGACUAAUAAAUCACUCCUGCCUACGGCCGAAUUUAAAAACCAAAGUUGUUGAUGUUGGUGAUAAAUUUCAUCUUAUUAUGAUUGCUUUACGGGAUAUUAAUAUUGGUGAGGAGUUAUUGUAUGACUAUGGUGAUCGUACUCCUGAAAGUGUUGCCAGCAAUCCUUGGCUUAAAAAUUCAUAA